AGCAAGCAAGCCUUCUCCCCAGCGAGGCGCAGUCGUAAGUAAGUUAGAGCCUCAGUGUCAGGGACCAACCCCAUACCUACCAACCCUCGGACACCUCAAGUGCAUGCUCCUGUAUCCUUGCCACUUCACUCGAUUCCAGUAACCGCACCAGCUGCAAUCAUACUUCUUUUGCAGCAGAAGUCAUCGGCUGCAUGCAUCGAUAAUCCGAGGUUGAGUGGUCCUUCGGGACAUCACUCACGAUCCACCCGCAAUCAUGGGCGACGAAAAGAACCCAUACAAACACCUGCCCAUCCCUCCUACCUACGAGGAGGCCACUUCAUCCCGUCCUGCAUCCUCCCAAUCCCGCCUUGGUCCCGAAGAGAUAAGCGACGAUGCAGAAAGGCAAGGACUCCUCCGUGGAGGCAACGCGAACUAUCAACCUCCGACCGUCGAGUCCGCGCGGCCGAGUCUCGAUUCGCUGGACGGCAUCGAGCACGAGGGCGAAGAAGAUGUUCGGCGCGAGAUGCAGCAGAUGGAUCUUGAAGAUCCACGAAGUGAAUCCUCGGAUCGCUCACUCCUACGAUACCGCCUCUCCAAGCGUUUUUCAAGUUUCACCAGUUCCUUCCCUUCCUUCAGUUUACCUUCCUUUCGCGCAUACCUCCCGAACGUCUCGUGGCCACGCAUAAACUACCAGGCGCUCGACACGAACCGAGUUGUUAUUAUCGGCCGAUUGUUUGGUGUCUUCUUGAUCAUGGGAAUAUUGUAUAUACUCAUCGCCUCGGACGUGUUGUCAUUUACAAAGAGCAGGAUGGGCAUGGGCCAGAUGUAUGACCCGGAGUCUAUAAGGAUAUUUGUACAAAAUCACAUGAAUGAUCAGGGAGAUAUGCAGAAAUAUCUGGAACACAUCACCAACUUUCCGCAUGUCGCCGGCACAGAAGGCAACUAUGUACUUGGGGAAUGGGUCAUGGAGCUGUUCAAAUCAUCGGAGCUAGAAGAAGUGAACAUGGAGAGAUUUGAUGUCUAUCUAAAUUAUCCUCGGAAAGAUGGGAGGCGAAUCGCAAUCGUCGAGCCAGAAGACCUAAAAUGGGAGGCCAAAAUUGAGGAGGACCAGGAACAGGAUUACGUCUUUCAUGGACAUUCCAAGUCGGGUGAUGUGACGGGUCCUCUACUAUACGCGAACUUUGGCUCGAAAGAAGACUUCAAAAGUCUGGAAGAUAACGGUAUCUCGGUGAAAGAUGCCAUCAUCCUUGUGCGGUAUUAUGGGUCUCAAGGGGACAGAGCGCUGAAGGUCAAAGCUGCCGAACUUGCUGGCGCCGCUGGCUGUAUCAUCUAUUCUGAUCCGAGUCAGGACGGCUUCGUCCAAGGCCCAACUUUUCCCGAUGGACGGUUCAUGCCCAGUGAUGGUGUCCAGCGAGGUGCCGUGAGCCUGAUGUCCUGGGUUGUUGGGGAUGUUCUCACUCCAGGUUGGGCAUCGACUUCCACCAACGAGGAGCGUCUGAAACCUGAAGACAGCCCUGGACUUAACAAGAUCCCUUCCAUUCCGAUUUCCUGGAAUGACGCGCAGCACCUGCUGGGAGCAAUCAAGGGGAAGGGAAAGCAGAUGACCGAGACGUGGAAAGGCGUACCUGACACGGAGUACUGGACGGGAAGUUCAGACUCGCCCAAAGUCAAUCUCCAAAAUCUUCAAGACGAAGAGGUCAAGCAACCCAUAUACAACGUUCUUGGCAAAAUCAGUGGCUGGGAACAAGGAUCGAAACGCAUCAUUGUUGGAAAUCACCGUGAUGCGUGGUGUACUGGGGCAGCUGACCCUGGUAGCGGAACUGCGGUUAUGCUCGAGGUCGUUCGUAUCUUCGGAGAGUUACGAGCACUAGGCUGGCGACCACUUCGAAGUAUUGAAUUCGCAAGUUGGGACGGCGAAGAGUACAACCUGAUCGGCAGCACCGAACAUGUGGAGAAUCGCGAAGCUGAGCUUCGUGCUGAUGGCGUCGCGUACCUCAACGUUGAUGUGGGCGUUACAGGCGUCGAUUUCCACGCAGCUGCUUCACCUAUGUUCGAGCAAAUGCUUCUGCAUGUUCUGGACCGUGUAGGCGACCCAGCCACGGGCACAUCGAUCGGCGAAAUCUGGAAAAACAAUCAGAAAGGUCUCGAAGGGCUUGGUGCUGGAAGCGAUUAUGUCGCGUUCCAGGACAUCGUCGGUGUGUCGUCGAUCGACAUGUCUUUCAAGGGACAGAAAUUCCCAUAUCACAGCUGCUACGACAAUUUCGAAUGGAUGUCCAAAUAUGGCGAUCCCGAGUGGACGUAUCACAAGGCCAUGGGCGAGAUAUGGGCGCUCAUGAUUCUGGAGUUGGCGGAUCGACCGAUGCUGCCAUUCGACCUGAGCGCGUACUCCACUGCCGUGGCCAAGUAUAUCGACGAUCUGCAGAUUUAUGCAAAGUCAGCACCUACAGCCAGCGACCACAACACUCUAGAUCUGAGUCCUUUACGCACUUCUUCGGACUAUCUAUCCGAACAGGCGAAGACUUUCCACAACUUCGAUGCCAACUGGCGUGACUUUGUGUUCGGAUCGGGCGGCUUUGAGAGUUCUGCGAUGGCCACCGCUCGUCAUGAGCACAAUGAGCGCAUGAUGCACUUUGAGACGGAUCUCUUGGAUCUAAGUGAGGGCGGUGGACUGGUCAAUCGCACGCAGUUCAAGCAUGUCAUUUUUGCGCCUCAGGCCUGGUCGGGUUAUGAUGAGGCGUACUUCCCUGGCAUUCGUGACGCUGUUGAUGCUGGGGAUUGGGCUGAAGCUCAACAUCAGGUUGAGAAAGUCGCUGGCAUUCUUAUGGAUGCUGCGAAAAAACUGAAUGCCUAAAUGUACUUGACUAUUGCACAAAUUAUGGUUAUGGAGGCCGCACAUAUUCGAGUGUUGGCGUUGGGGCGAAGCUCAAUCUUGGGCACGUUGCAGAUCUUCCACGUUGAGAUCUAAGGGAUCAAGCACGGCGCACGAGGUGUUGAUGCAUUAUGGAUGUUGAUGAGUACAGUGCGUCCAGCUGAUAGACAGACCGGACAGGGGUCUGUUGUCGAUAACUGUUAUCUGAAUAUACUGCCAUUUCUCUGCAUCUAAGCCAGCAAUGUCUUAACAUUUGACCAUUGGUGUCUACCACUCCUUCAUCACGCCAUAGUCUGAGCAAUAUCUAGU
Exophiala viscosa is the source of this 3157-nucleotide messenger RNA. RefSeq names its product glutamate carboxypeptidase II. The coding region runs from base 254 to 2830 and encodes 858 amino acids. The transcript has a single exon. NCBI's taxonomy places the organism in Eukaryota, Fungi, Ascomycota, Eurotiomycetes, Chaetothyriales, Herpotrichiellaceae. The record is from RefSeq and is a predicted model, not a curated record. Gene Ontology annotation, molecular function: carboxypeptidase activity.